Molecule: messenger RNA, 1515 nt
Organism: Trichophyton verrucosum HKI 0517
Lineage: Eukaryota; Fungi; Ascomycota; Eurotiomycetes; Onygenales; Arthrodermataceae
Product: DNA (apurinic or apyrimidinic site) lyase, endon uclease
Exons: 4
Coding region: 1-1515 (504 amino acids)
Biological process (GO): base-excision repair
Cellular component (GO): nucleus; mitochondrion
Molecular function (GO): DNA binding; phosphoric diester hydrolase activity; zinc ion binding
Source: RefSeq, a predicted model, not a curated record
AUGCCAGCUACCCGGUCAACGCGCCGGAACCAGGAAACGAAGACUGCCUCCACAGCCACAGAUGGUGCUCCAGAGACAGCUAUUUCAGAAAGAAAGCGAGGUCUCAGUGUAACUGGGGCUUCUGUAGCAAAGCGACCAAAGAAGUCCAGCUCCAGUAGUAUCACAAAGAAGCCUCAGUCAGAGCCGAAAAGGGACAAGAAAGCACGGGAUAAAGAUACCUCAGAAGCAGAAAAAUCGACCGGAAGAGCUUUGGAAAACAGGGAACCUGAGAGCGUACAAAAGAUAAGACCUGAAGAAGGUAAAGACGAGGAAGAGGAAGUGGGAAAGCCUAGUUCAUCGCAAUAUACGGCUGCAGAGAAACAGAAAACCAAGGAAGAACAAUCUGCAGAAAUGAACCCUCUAGCUCCCCGCGCUUCUGGACUACGAAUGUAUGUGGGAGCUCAUGUAAGCGCAGCAAAAGUAGCUGACCAUACUUCCAGGGGAAAUGCAUUCGCACUAUUUCUAAAGUCGCAGAGAAAAUGGGACAAUCCUCCUCUCCAAGACGAGCAUAGAGAUUUGUUCAAGAAAGCGCACGUCCUUCCACAUGGCUCAUACCUCGUGAAUCUAGCACAGGAAGAUCCAGCCAAGGCAAAAGUAGCGUAUAAUUCCUUCUUGGAUGACUUAAAACGUUGUGAGGCGCUUGGUAUAAAGCUAUAUAACUUCCAUCCAGGGGCAACAAAUAAGACGUCUCUCGAGUCGUCACUCUCUCGCCUUGCCAAAGCCCUGAUAUCCGCUCUUGAUGCAACAAAGACCGUUAUUCCAGUGCUCGAGACAAUGUGCGGUCACGGAACUACGAUUGGUGGCCCACUGUCUCACUUCCGUGAUCUCUUCGCGCUAAUUCCAGAAUCAUACCAUCCUCGACUUGGUGUUUGUGUCGAUACUUGUCACAGCUUCGCAGCAGGGUAUGAUCUACGCUCUCCAGCUGGCUGGGACAGGUUCAUGACGGAGUUCGACGAAACCAUAGGUCUGAAGUUUCUACGAGCAUGGCAUUUAAAUGAUUCAAAAACACCCCUGGGUAGCAACAGAGACCUCCACGCUAACAUUGGAACCGGAUUCCUGGGGCUGAGGGCAUUCCACAACUUGAUGAACGACAAGAGAGCGGAAGGGAUGCCGAUGGUGCUGGAGACCCCGAUUGAUAGGCCUGUCGAGGGUGCAGGGACAGGGGCUAAAAGUAAAAAAACAAUCGAAGAUAAAUCCGUUUGGGCCAAAGAGAUAAAGCUUCUCGAGAGUCUUAUUGGCAUGGAUCCUGAGAGUAAAGAGUUCCUUGAGCUCGAGGCCAAACUGGCAGAUGAAGGGAAAGAAGAGCGGGCCAAACAUCAGGCCAUGUUCGACAAGAAGGCAAAGGAGAAUUCCGGCAAGAGCAAGGACAUAAGGUCCAUGUUCGGUAAAGGGAAGCCCAAGAGGAAAGGUUCGAGGAAGAAGGACGAGAGCAGUGAAGAUGAAACCGAUGGAGAGUGUGGCAGCAGCCACGAAUGA